AUGGCUCGCAACACCAUGGGAAAAAAGACUAGUCAAAAGAUGAAGCAGAUCCAGGAGGCAAUCGGCCUCGGGCAUGACGACGUAAAGUUUCAAAAGAUGCGUUUGUUGAUCAAGGAACUGCUUCAAAACUCUGCACGGCAAAAUAUUCCUCAACACGGUAAUGAUAAACAGUUUCAAGCCUGGUGUGAGGAGAAUAUCUUCCCCGCUCUCGAAAAGGAUUAUCCGGACCUUUUUGAAACGCCCUUACGUGACUCUCCAUCACAGAAAAAGGCCAUACUCGAACUUAUUAGACGUCAGAAGGGACUUCGAAAGACUCAAAUUGACAGAGCAAAUAAUAAACAGCUGGAUACUUUGAAGUCAGAGCAGAAACAUCAACGAAAACAAAAGGCGCAGAAAGUGGUAGAACCAAGCGCAAUGGUGGAACGGCAGAGUGAGUUGGGAUUCGCAAUCAACCCAUCUACCGAGGAAAGAAAGAGGAGCCGCGACAAUCAGUCCAAAGAUACUGUGCUAGACCAGGAUACUUCUUCUACUGGGGACAACGAUUUUGGGUCGCUCGAAGUUAUAGGGACGUAUAUAUACGGACACAGUGAGAGGCAAGAAGAAGUAUCAAAAGAACAACCAGAAGAAGAAGAAGAAGCGAUGGAGAAUACCGUCGAUCAGGGUGAGACUACAUCGGAGACGGACGUGAAUACUAUACGGGCGACUGUAAUUCAGACAACCAGAAUUCCGUUUCUUGGCCCUAUACAUGAACCUUCAACUAGUUACAAGGUCACCAUGGUAUUGAUUGAUGCCCUCUGGGAUCCUAAAAAUUCAUCUAAACCAGUGGGAUCACGUAUCUCAUAUAAAGUCUGGCAGAAGACACUGGCGAGAGACUGGGGCGUGAACUUUAAGGAUCUCUCGAGCUCGUGUACUAUGCACUUUUUCUGGAACGAGAACUGGACGAAUGUCCCAUGGAGUGAAAACAGUUGGCAAGCAAUGGUCGGUUUAUGUUUGCAAGGUAACCGCACGCGCUUAAUUCAGGUCCAAAUUUGUGGCGAUGGUCCAGGUCUCGUUACCUCUCUUAUUAAAAGUCCUCAAGUGACGUCUCACGAAACAGCUCCAGAGGAGGGAUCGAGGGAACUCGAUGCCAUAGAUCACGGCACCAGGGAUGAAAUGAAGGCGGUAAUCACUUCUUUCAAACGAGAGCUUGGGAUGCUUGACUUUAGGAAUGACUACGACUUGACGCUUAAACUGCCACCAUCCUGAAAUUGUUAACUCUCGACUGUAGUUUACUGCAGUACCAAUGUGUCAGAUUCCAAGGAUGUGUUCACAUAUGCACAGGGCUCUGCCUAGGUAGCUAGUCUGAUUCGUUUUCGGUGCAUUUAGUUAUUUUAGCGCAGCCGCCUAAUAAAAAUUUACCUGGGCAGUCGA
This is a messenger RNA of Talaromyces stipitatus ATCC 10500, 1410 nucleotides long. RefSeq lists its product as uncharacterized. The coding region runs from base 1 to 1245 and encodes 414 amino acids. The transcript has 2 exons. NCBI's taxonomy places the organism in Eukaryota, Fungi, Ascomycota, Eurotiomycetes, Eurotiales, Trichocomaceae. The record is from RefSeq and is a predicted model, not a curated record.